Messenger RNA from Schistosoma mattheei, 2404 nucleotides. The record is from the annotation of a GenBank genome assembly. Lineage: Eukaryota; Metazoa; Platyhelminthes; Trematoda; Strigeidida; Schistosomatidae.
UUUGUUUCAGUAGUUACCUCAUCUGUUUUUCACAGUUAACUGUUAAUUGGUCGAUGAUCAGUCAUUGUCAUAUGUGUAGAUGGAAUAAUCAUGUCAUAAUUAUCUGAAACUAUGACAUUGUUUUAUACACCACAAUCAUCACUAUUAUCAUCUUCAUCUUCAUAGUUAUUACAUAAGGGCAACAACAACAACAACAUCGAUAUCUUUGAUAUAACAAAUGAUUUUAUCUGAUGAUGAUCUUAAUUUCACUUUUGAUGAAAUACAAAGAGAAUUAACUAAUUUAGGUGUAAUCGGUUUAAAUAAUCAACAAUUAAUUCAUUUAAAAAAUGAUUUAGAUUUAUUAAUUAAUAAAGAGAAAUAUGCAUUACAUCAUUUCAAUCACCACCACCACCGCCACCAGCAACAACAACAACCAUCUCAAUCAGUAACAACGAAUGGUAAUUCUAUGAAUGAUGGUGAUACCUAUCAACAAAUUGAUGAUAAUAAUCAUAUUACUACUGAUAAUUCUAAGAGAAUUGUAUCGUAUCUAUCUAAAUCUCCUGUCGUUUCCUCUUCUUCUCCUCCUCCUCCAUCAUCGUCAUCAUCAUGUUUUUCUGUGACAUCUGAGGACUUUACACAUUAUAAUACAAACAGUUAUGAUUGUAAUAGCGUGAACAAUCCAUUAAAGAAAUUCAAUGAUCAUACAAUACUAAAUGAUUCAAUUAAAUGUAAAUCAUCAAUAACGAAUAAUUAUCCUCUGAACUUGAAUGGAAGAAACAUUUCCAAUGAUAGUUCUGUAUCGAAUGUCGUACAAUUAUCACCUAAACAUCAUCAUGAACAUGAUCAUUGUCUACAUCAGAAACCAUAUUCUUCAACUGAUUCACAAAUAACAGCCUGUUUUUCAACAACUAACGAGGCAAUGAAUAAUCUGGACACCACAUCGAUCUCAUCAUCAUUAUCAUCAACAACUCUAUUACUGAAUGAACCUGAAAGUCAUUUUGAAGAGAAACAACAGAAACUUAAUCACCAUCACCACCACCGCCACCACCAACGUCAACAGCAGAAACAAACAGUUCAGUCUGGGAAUGAAUUGACCAGCAGUAAACAAUCUGUAAAUUUUAAAUAUUCUGAUGCUAAUGGACAACCUAUUCAUUCUGAAUCUUCUAUGAAAAAUCUUGACUUCGAACACCGUCUAAGUAAUGAAUUCAUACUUACACCAAUGAAAAUGAAAACAUCGUCAUCAACAGACAAAAACUACUAUCACCCGAAGUCUGUUUCUAAAGAUUCGUCUAAUCAGUUUAGAAGAUCGUCUGCAUAUCUUCAGCACCAUUAUCAACAGUCACGUGAUUCUCAUCAACAUUUGCAUGAUGAUCAAGGAAGUCGGGAUAAAUUACAUGGAAAAUGUGAAUCGACUAUUGAAAAGGUCACUACACAUACUACAACUAAUGCAGAUCAACAUGAUUUUCGUAGUAAUAAGUUGUUAGUAUCGAAUAAUAAAUUGGAAAAGACAUUAGGGUGUAAUAAAAUUGAUGAUGUUUUAAGUUCUAUUAAUUAUGAACGCCAAAAGUCUACUACUACCACGACGAAUUCUUCAAGAAGAUCGGCUCGAUUUCUAGAUAAUCCUGUUGAACAAGUUCACAGUGUACCACAACAACAACGACGACCUAAAUCUGCACAACAUUGUCAAAAAGGAAAUGAUUGUUGUUGUUAUAAUGCUCGAUCAUUGCAUUCUCAGAACUUACAACGACCGGUAUCAACUAUUACGCAGAGACAAAAACAAGAUCCAGUUACAAAAUAUCAUUCAUAUCAACGAAGCUGGUCGAUACAUUCUACACCCGGUGAAAAUGCACGACGUGUUCUACGUUGGAAUAUAAGAACAGCAAUGAUGCAUAGAGAAAUACCAUUGUUACAACGUAACUCCUCGGAAGUUAUUCGCCUCUUAGGUCCAUAUGCAUCAGCUUAUUUGGAGCAAGAAAGACAGAGACGAAUUAAAGCUUUACAGCUUGAUUAUAUUCCACCAACUAGUAGACGUUAUGAUGAAUUACGUCAAAUUAUUCGUUCAUUAAUGGAAUAAAUUUAAUGAAAGUUAUAUAUCAAUCAAUUAACUGAAUAAUAAAAUUAUUCUAUUCAUUGUAUAAUCUCAUUGAAUAGUUUACUUUUGGCAAUAUACUUCAUCUAUCUAUCUAUCUAUAUAUCUUUAUAAAGAGGAACUCUCAUUCAAGAAGGAUUGAUAUCUUCUUUUUUUUUCACUUGAAAAUGGUCAUAUAUCGAAUAUAAUAUAUAAAUCGUAUUUACUUUCUAUUAACCGGUGUUAUCAUUAUCAUUCCAUUGAUGUAAUUGUUUAAUAAACAAUCUAUUUCACUUUUUUGUUUUCAUCAGUCGUUGUUGAACUAUGUUCUUUUUUUGUUGUUGUUGUUGUUGUUGU